Molecule: messenger RNA, 1883 nt
Organism: Protopterus annectens (West African lungfish)
Lineage: Eukaryota; Metazoa; Chordata; Ceratodontiformes; Protopteridae
Gene: SLC2A8
Product: solute carrier family 2 member 8
Biological process (GO): transmembrane transport
Cellular component (GO): membrane
Molecular function (GO): transmembrane transporter activity
Source: RefSeq, a predicted model, not a curated record
UCCUCGUUGGAGCAUAGAGGGGCGGUUCCUCACAUUCAGUAAAAUAAACACUGAGGGACGUAAUCUUAAUACGUCCUGCUGGUACCGCCUCAGUUUCCGCAUACUAGAUUACCAAAUAAUAAUGGCCUCUGAAGAAACAAGACCACUUUUGGGUUCAGCUGUGAGGAUAAACGACCCACCGCAGUCUCCAAGUGACUCCCAAGAAUACUUGGAUAAACUUCAGAAUCGGAAACUGUACUUGGCAACAUUUGCUGCUGUUUUGGGCCCUCUGAGCUUUGGAUAUGUGUUGGGUUACAGUUCACCUGCUAUUCCAAAUUUAAAGAAAAUUGAAGAUCUUGACCUCAGAUUAGACAGCAAUGAGGCAUCAUGGUUUGGGUCUGUAGUGACAUUGGGAGCUGCACUUGGUGGAAUACUUGGAGGAUGUAUUGUGGACAGAAUUGGAAGAAAGUUAAGUCUGAUGCUAUGUGCCAUUCCUUUUAUCUUUGGGUUUACUGUCAUCAUCUCUGCAAAAUACAAGUCAAUGCUGUAUAUUGGACGAAUAUUGACUGGCAUAGCCAGUGGUGUGACUUCACUAGUUGUUCCUGCCUGGGACUUGACUGGCGGUGGUUGGCUGUCGUGGGCUGUUUUCCUCCCUUCUUUAUGGCAGUUUUCAUGUGCUUUAUGCCAGAAACUCCUCGAUUCCUGCUUGCUCAGAAAAAACAGUUGGAAGCAAUUACUGCCCUGCAGUUUCUUAGGGGCCCUCUAGUGGAUCAUGAGCUGGAAUGCAGACAGAUAGAAGCCAAUUUUAGCGAACAGGAAAACCGAUUGAGGUGGGCAGACUUCAAGAAUCCUGCAAUAUACAAGCCCUUUGUUAUUGGUGUUUUGCUAAUGCUUUUUCAGCAGUUCUCUGGGAUCAAUGCAAUUAUGUUUUAUGCAGAGACCAUCUUUGAAGAUGCUGGUUUUAAGAACAGUAGCAUUGCAUCUGUUAUUGUAGGAGCUAUUCAGGUGGCUUUCACUGCAGGAGCUGCACUUAUUAUGGAUAAAGCAGGACGAAAAAUUCUUCUAAUUAUAUCUGGGGCCAUUAUGACGGUCAGUUCUGCUGUAUUUGGAGCUUAUUUUAAAAUUGUUGAAGUUCAGAACAACUCUUCAUUAACUGACACAGGCCACUCCACAAUGCCUACACCAGUUCUCCAAAAUACAGAAAACCACCUUGCCUGGCUGGCCCUUGUAUGCACAAGUGUAUUUAUAGCAGGUUUUGCCAUUGGUUGGGGUCCUAUUCCUUGGUUGGUGAUGUCGGAAAUAUUUCCUGUUAAAGCUAGAGGUGUUGCCAGCGGAGCGUGUGUACUGACUAACUGGUUAUCUGCCUUCCUAGUCACUAAAGAGUUUCAUGACCUCAUGGUUUUCCUUGGCUCGUAUGGAACAUUUUGGUUCUUCGCCAGUUCUUGUGCACUAAGUAUCCUCUUCACUUGCCUUUGUAUCCCUGAAACAAAAGGAAAGACACUGGAACAGAUUGAAGCUCAUUUCAGAGGAGUGCAGGAAUUCAUCAGUUAACAGUGGUCUUUGGUAGAUGUCCAGCAAAGGAAUGACUUGUUCAUGGUGCUUAUCUCAUUCAACAAAGAAGGCUAGAAAUAAACUACAGUGUACAUCAUAUUCACAGUUCUAUAUGAUGACUGAUCAAAGAGGGAUUAUUUUCUUUCAUUACCAUCUUUACAUAAAACUGUUGUCAGUUUUCUUUUCACACGUUAGUGUGGAGACUGUUGCACCUGCAGUUAAUAUAUUGUUAUUUUGUGCACUUUGAAAUGUACGUUUUAAAAUGUUUCUUCUUUUUCCAUAAAGAAGGUAUGUUUUUUGUACAUGACUUUGAAAUGUGUUUUGUACAUUAAUAAAAGAUGAUUAGCAUCAAA